AUUUACAGUCCCUCCAACAAUCGUUCCUCUGUCCACCGAAAAUGAUAAGUGGCUUGAGAGUUGGGGGCCUCCGCAUGAGCUGCCUCCGCCUGCCUUACGCGGCUGAGGCGCCGCUCGUCCGCCCUUCAUUUCAGCCCUCCCGCCUCCGCCGUAGGAGUAGACUCUUCUCGACCUCUUGCUCCGCGGCGGCGCCUAGAAAGAAAGGCGAGCGGCAGAAAGUAGUGGUGAUAUCUGGACCUACAGGAGCCGGCAAAAGCAGGCUUGCUUUGGAACUCGCCAAACGACUCAAUGGAGAAAUUGUUAGCGCUGAUUCAGUCCAGGUGUAUAGAGGUCUUGAUAUUGGGUCGGCAAAACCUUCAUUUAGCGAAAGACAGGAAGUACCACACCAUUUGGUUGACAUAUUGCACCCAUCUGAAGAAUAUUCUGUUGGACAAUUUUACGAGGACGCAAGACAAAUAACAGGAGAAAUUCUUAGUAGAGGUCGUGUCCCAGUAGUCACAGGUGGUACAGGGCUGUACUUACGGUGGUUCAUUUAUGGGAAACCAGAUGUUCCAAAAGCUUCUCCUGAGAUCACUUCUGAAGUGCAUUCAGAACUCGCAGAUUUACAGAGGGAUGGUGAUUGGGACGCUGCUGUGCAAUUUGUGGUGAAAGCAGGUGAUCCAGGUGUCCAAUCUUUAGCUGCAAAUGAUUGGUAUAGAUUACGUCGGAGACUUGAAAUUCUCAAGUCAAGUGGUGCAUCUCCAUCAGCCUUUCAAGUGCCCUAUAAUUCUUUCAAAGAGAAGCUUGAAUCCAGUGAAAUAGAUGCUUCUGGCAUGAAGUCUUCAUCUUCUGAAUUCAAUGAGAGUACAUCAAAAAAUUUGGACUAUGAUUUUAUUUGUUUUUUCCUCUCAACCCAAAGGCUGGAUCUUUAUAGAUCAAUUGAUUUCCGGUGUGAAGAUAUGCUUUUAGAUGAUGGACUUUUGUCAGAGGCAAAGUGGCUUCUUGAUUUGGGGCUUCUGCCAAAUUCUAAUUCUGCAACUCGAGCUAUUGGUUAUAGACAAGCAAUGGAUUACCUACUAAUGGCCAGAGAACAAGGGGGCUGGAGUUCUGCUAAAGAAUUUUUUAAUUUCCUAUCCGAGUUUCAAAAAGCAUCCAGAAACUUUGCGAAAAGACAAUUGACAUGGUUCCGGAAUGAGCCCAUCUACCAAUGGAUAGAUGCCUCAAAACCGCUGGAAAACGUGCUCAGAUUCAUAUGUGAUGUGUAUGAUGACGAUACAGGGAAGCUUAAGGUACCUAGAUCCCUGUGCAUGGAGAAGGAUAUAUCAAAUCUGAAAGAAGUCCGACUGCUUAAAGCUUAUCGCACUAAAAACAGGCAUUUCAUCUCCCGGGAAGAUUGUAAUGGUAUUCUGGACUGGGUGAGGAGAACUCAAGGGGAAGCCACCAUCUCCAUUAGAUAGCACCCCAAACAGUGCCUAAAGACAUGGUCUUGAGUUUUCCCUUUUCUUGCCAUCUCUUUCACUUACGUGUAUAACGCACCAAACACUACUGUGUGGAGACAUAGAUGUAAAGAUUGUUUGACUGGAUGCUCACAGAAACAUCACGCCAAUGUAUCGGCGGCACCCAUUCUGGUACAGAGGAUAGAGCGCAUCAGAGAUCCUUUCAUCCAAGCACACGGCACCAUCACAAAAAGGUCGAUCAUUAUUUGUAUGAUCAAAUAUAAGCCUGACUUUUCGUUUUAUGCAUAUUUAUCCUCUGAGUUCUUAAGCAAAUAAACCCUGAGGUUUCUGCACAACGACAGGAUCGAUGUGGAAGAAUUGUUUAUAAUGUCAGCUCCCUUUGUAACA
This is a messenger RNA of Sesamum indicum (sesame), 1823 nucleotides long. It is a transcript of the gene IPT9, whose product is annotated as isopentenyltransferase 9. Gene Ontology annotation, biological process: cytokinin biosynthetic process; tRNA modification. Gene Ontology annotation, molecular function: tRNA dimethylallyltransferase activity. The record is from RefSeq and is a predicted model, not a curated record. Lineage: Eukaryota; Viridiplantae; Streptophyta; Magnoliopsida; Lamiales; Pedaliaceae.